Aureobasidium subglaciale EXF-2481 is the source of this 1656-nucleotide messenger RNA. RefSeq lists its product as uncharacterized. Gene Ontology annotation, molecular function: transmembrane transporter activity. NCBI's taxonomy places the organism in Eukaryota, Fungi, Ascomycota, Dothideomycetes, Dothideales, Saccotheciaceae. Gene Ontology annotation, biological process: transmembrane transport. The transcript has 2 exons. Bases 1 to 1656 code for a protein of 551 amino acids. The record is from RefSeq and is a predicted model, not a curated record.
AUGGCAGUUCAGGAGAUCAAGCCUCAUAUAACAUCAAGAUCUGAAGCCAUCUUCUCUUACCGCGACUGCCGAAGUGACACAGAAAGAGCGAUAGACAGCUCUUUGAUAUGGAGACCAAACAGACAGACCAAGCUCAUUGUAGCCAUUCAAGCAUUCGUAUGCUUCGUUGUGGCUUUGGACUCAACAAUUCUCACAACCACGCUACCGGCCUUGUCGAAAGCGUUGCAUACCAAUACGACUCAAACCUUCUGGAUAGCGACAUCUUACCUUUUGACCUCAGCCAUAUUCCAGCCACCUAUUGCAGCCCUGUCGGAUAUCUUUGGUCGGCAGGCGAUUUACCUUCUGGCAAUCGUUCUGUUCACUAUUGGCUCGAUCGUAUGCUGUACAUCUCAUGGCAUAGUCAGUAUGCUUAUUGGCAGGUCUAUCAAAGGCGUUGGUGGCGGCGGUAUACUGUCGGUCAACUUAAUCAUUCUGAGCGACAUCAUCCCCCUUCGCCAGAGAGCACAAUAUCAGGGAUUUCUCCAGCUCUGUUUCGUACUGGGAAGCAACAUUGCCCCCGUGAUUGGUGGGCUUAUUGUUCAGAAGACCACUUGGAGAUGGCUAUUUUAUGUCAACCUUCCGUUUUGUGCGAUAUCUCUGGCCACGGUUCCUUGUAUUCUACGAUAUGCCCGACCAAAAUCAGCGAUCAGGAAUCAAAUCUCUUCUGUCGACUGGAUAGGUAUUACUGGCAGUGUCACAAGCACAACCCUCUUUCUGAUUGGUAUCAGCUGGGGUGGUACGGAAUACUCUUGGUCCUCUGCCACCACUCUGUGUCCCCUCAUACUCGGUCUUCUAGGCGUUCUAUGUACUAUAAAUCACGAGAUGAAGUGUGCCCGGAUGCCCUUUCUUCGAAUAUCCAUUUUCCAUAAUCGAUCGGCAAUUGCGGCCUAUGUGUGUACCGUGCUCAUGGCAUUCAGCGUCUACGCCACUCUAUACUAUCUGGUUCUCUGGCUUCUUGCUGUGAAAGAGAUGUCAGAGAUCAUGGCGGGUGUGUGUGUAUUACCAUUGGGUAUGACCGUAGUCCCUGUCAGUGGCCUGACUGGUACUAUCAUCACACGAGUGGGUCGCUAUCAAUGGGCUGUCUGGUCAGGAUGGGUGAUCGCGACUCUCGGCAUCGGUAUCCUGGUCUUACUCCAUCCGGGCACAUCAACCGUGGAGUAUGUUUUCAUGUUCAUCUGUGCGGGCAUAGGGCUCGGGCUCUUGAUGAACUCGCUCAGCGCUGCGGUUCAAGCGAUCUCACCGACAAAGGAUAUUGCGUACGCAUCUUCCAUGUUCGCUUUCAUGCGGAGCCUUGGUCUAUGUCUCGGUGUGUCGAUCGGAGGCACAAUCUUCCAGAACCUUCUCAGUCGACGAUUGAGUCACUUUGGUCUGUCGACAGAGCUUGCCGAGAAUGCCGAGGUAUAUGUUGCUCUCCUUCGAUCAACGCCUGCCUCAGCCGAGAAGAUACUGAUGAAAGAGAUGAUUAACUGGGCAUUUCAAAGACUCUUUGCGAUCAUCUGUGGAAUCAGCGCCUUCGGUAUGGCUAUCAGUGUUUUGAUAGGCAGGUACUCACUUGACAAGGAGCUUGAUUCACAGCACGUUAUUGUGCAGGCCGAAACAGAGACUAAGCCUAGGUAA